AUGAGCGAUGCGACGGAGGCUCCGACGAGCGGAAAAGUCUACGAAUGGCUCCAUUCGAUUGUGCGCCGUCUGGCCGAGGAAUGGUGUCCGGGGAACUCGAUCAACCUGCUCCAGGAGACUGAAAUCACGGAGCUCUGCUACCGAGCUCGCGAGGCAUUCUGGAAAGGAACAAUUAAACUUGAUGUGGAGGCGCCAGUCACAAUCUGCGGAGAUAUACACGGUCAAUUCGAAGAUCUUCUUUGCAUAUUCUCGAUGAACGGAUUCCCUCAUGUACCGGACAAGGGAGUCCAUCCGAAGUGAGUCCUGUUUCCGGUCCCCUUGAGAUCCUUCCCUUUCAGAUACUUGUUCCUCGGCGAUUAUGUCGACCGAGGUCCGUUCUCAAUCGAAGUGAUCUGUCUCCUUCUGGCCUACCGUCUACUUUAUCCGAACUCUGUUUACCUGCUACGUGGCAACCAUGAGAGCCGUCCAGUCAACAUUCAGUACGGAUUCUACCUGGAGUGCAAGAAGAGAUAUUCGGUCAAUUUGUACGAGACGUUCCAAUUCGCAUUCUAUUGCAUGCCGCUCUGUGCUGUCAUCAGCAGUCGGAUCAUUUGCAUGCACGGAGGAAUCGCUGAAGAUUAUGUGGAUCUUGAGUCAGUUCGGAACGAAAUUCACUUUACACUACUUCUUUUCGCAGACAACUCGAGCAAAUGGACCGUCCGUUCGACAUUCCGGACGUCGGCCUCCUCUCCGAUCUGUGCUGGUCCGACCCGUGCACCACGGUCCUAAAUGGCAAGUACGACGACUCUCCCCGUGGCGCCGGCCGUCUUUUCGGAGAAGCGGCGCUCAACGAGUUCCUGAGCACGCUCAAACUGGAGCUCGUCGUGCGAGCUCAUCAAGUCGUCUACGACGGAUACGAAUUCUUCGGCAACGGCAAACUGGUCACGAUAUUCUCGGCGCCAAACUACUGCGGACACUUUGACAACUUCGGAGCCGUCAUGCACGUGAAGGGCAACAUGGAGUGCUCAUUCACCAUCUUCGGGCCCGACAAAGUGCUCAAUAAUCGGACGGAGCAAGCGAAAGCUGCCGCUUCUCCGGCUCCGGCUCCGACGGCGGCAGCAGCGGCGACCAAAUGUGAACGAUCAAUAAAAUAA
Caenorhabditis sp. 36 PRJEB53466 is the source of this 1133-nucleotide messenger RNA. NCBI's taxonomy places the organism in Eukaryota, Metazoa, Nematoda, Chromadorea, Rhabditida, Rhabditidae. The record is from the annotation of a GenBank genome assembly.